This is a messenger RNA of Peniophora sp. CBMAI 1063, 228 nucleotides long. Lineage: Eukaryota; Fungi; Basidiomycota; Agaricomycetes; Russulales; Peniophoraceae. The record is from the annotation of a GenBank genome assembly.
AUGAGGCCUGGGGAAGGGCCAUUGAAUCACUACAACUUAGACGAGGCGUACAAGUCCCGCUCCUCCGGUAGCGAGCGAACACAGCAAUGUUCACUUGACGAUGGCGAUCAAGUUCUCGAUCCGGACCUGUAUACAACAAGUACACUCACCCGGGUCACGCCCGGGCCCACCACCAUCCCCACACCCGGAGGCCCUCAACUCCACGAGAACGAGCCCAACAACUUCUGA